AUCUUGAAUGUUUAAAACAUUACUACAAUGACAAAUAUGGAUUAAAUGCAAAAAUCAUUAAUUACGUUGAGGGUAACCUUGAGAUAUGUGCUUCAUUGAGCACUAUACUGAUUCUACGCAAGCGUACGUGUAUGGUAACUGUACUGAUUCUAUGCGAGCGUAUGUGUAUGGUAACUGUACUGAUUCUACGUGAGCGUAUGUGUAUGGUAACUGUACUGAUUCUACGCAAGCGUACGUGUAUGGUAACUGUACUGUCAAAUGAGUAUUGUUAUGGAAAGUUUGAGGGCAAAUUACAUUCAUCAAAUUCAGUCAAGGUUGAAAAUUCCAUGCAAAAACGAAAGCAUGUCAAAUUUACUAUUGAAGAACCUGAAGAUGAAAACUCGAAUGAGUCAAAAAAUUCAGGGGAGAAAGAUAUUAACAAGAAUGUAGAUUGGAAAAAGUGGUUAGAGAAUGUUCUAGAGAGGAAAUCAGGCAUCAACAAAAUAAUUGAUGUUCUCAGACAUGUUAUGUCUAUCGAUGAAAUUGAACGAGACUGGAUAGUUAACAAAAUAUCUCUGCUAUUUACAUUCCUACAAGCAACCUUUACAAAUAAAAUACUAUUCCAUUGGAUUGAACAUAAUAUCGAGCCUACACAUGAACGUCUUGUCGCUGAAAAUAACAGUUCAAAGAAAGGAAGAAUGAAAGCGGACAUAGUAGGAGUUCGUCUGUCAGACGGCUGUCAGGUUGUGUUCCUAGAAAUGAGCGGUGCACCAACUGACUUCUUAAACACUCAUACU
Molecule: messenger RNA, 776 nt
Organism: Funneliformis caledonium
Lineage: Eukaryota; Fungi; Glomeromycota; Glomeromycetes; Glomerales; Glomeraceae
Source: the annotation of a GenBank genome assembly